Molecule: messenger RNA, 3096 nt
Organism: Geosmithia morbida
Lineage: Eukaryota; Fungi; Ascomycota; Sordariomycetes; Hypocreales; Bionectriaceae
Product: Bromodomain
Exons: 1
Coding region: 1-3096 (1031 amino acids)
Cellular component (GO): NuA4 histone acetyltransferase complex
Molecular function (GO): protein binding
Source: RefSeq, a predicted model, not a curated record
AUGAAUCAACCGGCCACCUACACGCACCUCGAGUCGCUGGAACUAUAUCGGGCGGUGGCCAUAGAAGGCGUCGGUCCCGGCGCGUGGGAGCGCGUGUCCAAGAGACUUACCAACAAUGUCUGGAUCAAGGGCGACGAGACGUUUGACGAGGCGCGGCUGAAGCCCGGCCUGCUGGAGUCACGCUUCCUGCGUAUCUUUUACCAAGAAGUAUACGGAGGAACCGAGCAGCAGCACCAAGAUGGCUCGUCGUCCGGUGGUCCGUCCAAUAAGAAGAGAAAGGUCGAUGACGGCACGUCUAUGCCCAUCGCCACAUAUGCCAACGUCCUCGAGCACUUCUCACAGGUGCCUGUCGUCUAUCAACGCCUGUGGGAGCGCUACAAGGCCCACAAGAUCAAGCAGAUUCGCGAAGACGAGCAGUCGUACGACCAGAUCCAGCGCGAUCUCCGCAUCAUAGAGAAGAGCGAGGCCGAGAGGUUGAGAGCUCUGGCGGCGGCUAACCAGUCCGCCGCCGCAGCUGCUCAGCACCAGGUUCAGCAGGGCCAGGGACAAGCACACGCACACGGACAGCCGACGCUGGCUCCCAAGGAGGUCAGGCCCGCACCGUCUCCGAGCCCGGCUUCGCCAGCGACUCCCGCUGGUAUUAAGCGACCGACACCUGUUGCUCCUCCGAGACCCCAAGCUCCCAACCUCGCACCGUCCGGCACUCCGCCGACGACGGCCGCUCGACCCCCCAUCACCGCCCCCCCUACUCCCGGUUCCGUUCUGCAGGCGCCUACCGGCGUUAUCGGCCAGCAACCGCAACAGCAGCAGCCACACCAGCUCCAGCAACAACAAGCCUCUCGCGUCCCUCAGGCUCCUUCUCCCGCGCCAAAGGUCCCCAUCUCUCCGCGGCCCGACGUUGCAGACAAGCCCAAAGAUGGAAACGCUGCUGCACCGCGGUCGACGACGCCGUCGCAGGGUACCCUCAAGUGGGAGAAGCCUUACCAGCCUCCUGGACCGACUCAACCCCCUCCCGGACGACAGACACAUUCGCCUGCACCUCUUCCAAGGGCCGCCACGCCACAGCAAUAUGCCCAGAAUCAACAGCAAUGGCAGCAGCAGCAGCAGCAGCAGCAGCAACAGCACCACCAGCAGCAACAGAACCUCCAGCAGCAGCAGCACCUCCAGCAACAGAAGCACCACCAGCAACAGAAGCACCACCAGCAAACGCAGCAGCAAGCGCAGCAGCAAGCACAGACCCAUGCUCAGGGACAGGCCACAGCCCCUCCGCCGCAGCAGGCCAAACCCACCCAUUCCCAAGCACAGGUGAAGCCGCCGGUCCUGCUACCGCCUCAAAAUACCGGGCACACGGUGCCCCGACUUCAACCAGGUCCCCCGCGACUAACCGGCAUUGUCCCAUCACCUUCACCACAGCCCCAACAACAACAACCUCAACAACCGCCAACACGACCACAGUCAAACACUCCUGUACCGCCCCCACACCGUCCUAUCCAGCCGCAGCAACCGCAGCAACAGCAGCAGGCGACCCUGCAACAACCACGACCUAUCGCCUCAGCACCACCAACCACGCCAGGUGGUGCCGCUGCCCCUCCUCAGCGAUGGCCGAUGGGACACAUGGCCCAGGCCCAGGCCCAGCGGGGCUCGCAGUCCGUCUCGCCAGCACCGCAGAAAGACAAGCCGAAUGCUUCGCCCUACGGGUCCCAACCACCUCGUCCAGCUAUCCCCGAACACAUGAUUCGGCACGCGGCCACGCCUAACAGACGACAGAGCGCGUCGGCAGCGCCGCAGCCGCAGCCACAGCCGCAGCCGCAGCCGCAGCCGCAGCCGACACCAACGACGCCCGUGCAGACCACCCCGACACCGACGACGUUGGUGCGUGGCUUCGGGACUAAAUGGGCUCCGCAGUCUACGCCAUCAACGCCCGGUCCGCUCAACGACGAGCCCGCGAGCCCGGCCUACGAACCCGUCAGCCCGCCACAACGCCCGGCCACCGUCUCACGGUCAGUCACGACCCCGACGCUCAAGCAGUCCACGCCCAGCCAUCCUCGCAGCCUGCCCGCAAUAAGAAAGAAGCGGGAACGGAUUAAGAAGCUGCGGGAUGCGACGGGGACACCGUCCGGCGAAGGUCGGCGGCGCAGCGAGUCGGUCGCCUCUGGAGCCGACGAGCUGGCCCUGGACCAUCCGGACACGAUUGCUAAAGUCAAGGAUGAGGACGCGACGCCGCGGCCGCACGACGAAGCGGGUGAUACGACAGCGGACGAAAGCGGCGGUGGCCCUGGACGAGGCGCGGCAACAACCCCUGGCAGCAGCAUCUCUAGAAUUCUCAAGCGCAAGAGGCAGGAGACGCCGCCCUCACCGCCGGGCCCGCCCUCAGAGGUUCUCUGGACGCGCGGCUUCACCAAGGUAUCCUCGUCGGCGCUGGACCAGAUCUCGUCGCACCGCGACGGCAACAUGUUUGCCACGGCGGUGCGCGAGAAGGACGCCCCAAACUACAGGCAGGUGGUGCUGCAGCCGCAGGACAUAACAUCGAUCCGGUCUGCCAUCAAGCAGGGGAACAAGGCAGCAGUGCAGGCAGCAGCCUCUUUGCCAGGCGGCGACCCCGGAACGGCCAGCGUGUGGCUCCCCAUCUCCGGCGACCUCCUCCCUCCCCGGGGCAUCAUCAACAGCGCCCAGCUGGAGCGCGAGCUGGUGCACAUGUUCUGCAACGCAAUCAUGUACAACCCGGAUCCCGACCGCGGACCCGGCCCAGGCUUCAUGAAGCGCUCCCAGGAAGAGGAGGAGGAGGUUUUCGGGUACCGCCUCGAUGAGAACGGCGUCGUGCGCAACACCCAGAGCAUGUUUGUCGAGGUGGAGAAGCUGCUCGGCGACCUGCGCAGUGCGGAGAGGGAGCGUACGGGCCCUCCACCGCCCGCGCCGUCCAGCGUCACACCCAGACCGGGGAGCAGCGUCGUGGCCACACCUGCGGACGACACCGCAGAGGAAGAAGACGAGUUGGCUGCCGACGGGGUAGAUAACAGCAUCAGUAACGGUGGUUCGGCGGUAGCGUCACUGUCGGCGGCGACCGUCAAAAGAAGGCGUACAGCCAUGAGAACUUAG